Penaeus monodon (black tiger shrimp) is the source of this 2534-nucleotide messenger RNA. RefSeq names its product papilin-like. NCBI's taxonomy places the organism in Eukaryota, Metazoa, Arthropoda, Malacostraca, Decapoda, Penaeidae. Gene Ontology annotation, molecular function: serine-type endopeptidase inhibitor activity. The record is from RefSeq and is a predicted model, not a curated record.
UGCGGAUGCGAGUUCAGCGCCUUCGGCUGCUGUCCGGAUAACGAGACGGUGGCUCGCGGUCCGGAUAACGGGGGCUGCGGCUGCCAGUACACGCCGUUUGGCUGCUGUCCGGAUAACCACACGCCCGCCGGCAGUCCGGAUAAGGAGGAGGGCUGCCCGUGCCACACGUUCGCCUUCGGGUGCUGCGCGGACGGCGUGGGCGUCGCCCGCGGAGCCAACGGCGAGGGCUGCGGGUGCCAGUACUCCCCCUACGGCUGCUGCCCGACGGCAAGACGCCCGCCGGCGGCCCUGAACCCGAGGCGGACUGCGGCUGCGAGGCGUCGGCUUUCGGCUGCUGCCCCGACGGCCUCUCCAGCGCCUCCGGCAGCCUGUUCGAGGGCUGCGAGGCCAGGGGGGGAGGUGGAGGUGGCGGUUCCCGGAGAGGUGUGCGGCCACGACAAGGACCGCGGGCCCUGCGGCAACUUCACCGUCAAGUGGUACUUCGAUAUGGACUACGGCGGUUGCAGCCGCUUCUGGUACGGGGGCUGCGAAGGGAACCUCAACCGCUUCGAUUCCCAGGAGGAGUGCGCGGCUGCCUGCGUCGAGCCGGAAGGGAGAGAGUCGUGCCGGCUGCCCCGCGUGGCCGGGCCGUGCACGGGCUCCGUGCCCUCCUGGUACCACGACCCGGCGAGCGGCACGUGCAAGCCGUUCGUGUACGGCGGUUGCCUCGGCAACAACAACCGCUUCGCCGACAGGGACGCGUGCGAGCAGAGGUGUGUCGUGCCCGAGAAGACCGACCCGUGCUUGCAAGAGCUGACGCCAGGCCCUUGCAGAGGCAACUACACGAGGUGGUUUUUCAACCAAGCGGAGGAUUCUUGCAACACCUUCGUCUUCGGGGGUUGCAAGGGCAACGCCAACAACUUCCUGAAGGAGGAGGAGUGUCUGCAACGUUGCAUGCGCGGCGGCAGGAGAGACCUGUGCACCCUCCCCAAGGCCUCGGGUCUGUGUGACGAGACGAUCCCCCGCUGGUAUUACGACCACUCGGAGGGGCGGUGCAUGCCUUUUUACUACACGGGCUGUGACGGGAACGCCAAUCGCUUCGACACCAGAGGGGAGUGUGAGGCGACGUGUCCGGGGGAGGUGGAAGACCCGAGCAAGGAGGUCUGUUCGCUGCCCGCCGCGCUCGGCACGUGUUCGGACCACGCGCCGCGCUGGCACUUUGACACCGUCUCGCGCGAGUGCCAGUCCUUCAUCUACUCCGGCUGCGGGGGCAAUGCCAACAACUUCGCGACGCUGGGAGAGUGCCAGGACUUCUGCGGGAGGGUCGAGGUUGACCUUGCGCCCGAGGAGGAGUUCGAUCAAGAGCACUGCUUCCUGCCCCAGGAAUCGGGGCCUUGCACUGACUACCAAACGCGAUGGACCUACGAGAGCAAGAGCGGCGUCUGCAGGCAGUUUGUUUACGGCGGUUGCCAUGGAAACGAGAACCGCUUCGGCACCCGCGAGGAAUGCGAGAAUCGCUGCGGGACAGCUGUGGACCUGUGUGAGCUCCCCCGCGUGGUGGGUCCCUGCAGUGGGAGCUUCCGCCAGUACUUCUACGACCGCGAGAGGGACCGCUGUUUCGAGUUCGACUACGGAGGCUGCCAGGGGAAUAGGAACAGGUUCGAUUCCCUCCGCCUGUGCCAGCAGCGUUGCCAACGGCGGGGGACAACCACGUCGACAACCCUGCCUCCGGAUGACCUCUUUACGGAAGAAAACACUAAUGUAGAAGACCCGGCGGAGGCGCUGCCGGCGAUGUGCCAGCAGCCCGUGGACGCCGGACCCUGCCGAGGCGCCCUCCCGCGGUUCUUCUUCGACGCCUCCGCCAGGCGCUGCGUCGCCUUCUCCUACGGGGGCUGCCGCGGGAACGCCAACAGGUUCCUCUCGGCCGAGAUGUGCGAGAGGCAGUGCGGAGAGUACAGAAAUCAAGACGCAUGCAACCUGCAACCCAGCUCCGGGCCUUGCAACGGGUCGUACCGGAAGUGGUACCACGACCCAUACGAGCGCCGUUGCAAGCCCUACGCCUACAGCGGCUGCAACGGAAACAGCAACCGAUUUUCCACGCAGGAGGAAUGCGAGGCGGUCUGCGUCUACCACGAGACGCUGCUGCCACGAGGAAAUGAUACAAAGCAGGCGAAUUUAAUGAUCUGCGAGAUGGCUGCGGAUCCGGGCCCUUGCUCGGACGGCUACAAGCGCUGGCACUUCUCCAGGGAGGCGGGAGGCACUUGCGUCCCCUUCACCUACGGAGGAUGCGGAGGCAACCUCAACCGCUUCAAGAAGUUCAGUUCCUGCGUCGAUUUCUGCUCCGCGGCCGUCGAGCGGUACAGGGGAUGUGAGUCUCGAGUGGGAUUUGGGAUUUAGGAUUUAGGAUUUGGGAUUAAAAGGUGGUUAGAGAAAAGGUAUUUCAAGAGGCAGUUAGGAAAGUGAUCCCAUUCGCUUCAAGAAGUUCAGUUCCUGCGUCGAUUUCUGCUCCGCGGCCGUCGAGCGGUACAGGGGAUGUGAGUCUCGAGUGGGAUUCG